Messenger RNA from Ostrinia nubilalis (European corn borer), 1800 nucleotides. RefSeq names its product spermine oxidase-like. The record is from RefSeq and is a predicted model, not a curated record. The coding region runs from base 110 to 1711 and encodes 533 amino acids. NCBI's taxonomy places the organism in Eukaryota, Metazoa, Arthropoda, Insecta, Lepidoptera, Crambidae. Gene Ontology annotation, molecular function: polyamine oxidase activity. The transcript has 2 exons.
UAAAGUAAACUGUCAUGAUUUUUGGAAUAUCAAAAUUGAACCGAGUGUCAUGUAAUUUUAACAAUGUUUUAAAUGGCUUUACAGUUAAUUAUUAUUUAAAUAUUUCAGUAUGAAAUUAUCGCGUUUAAAAUUAAUAUGGCAAGGAAGCCCUAGGGUUAUAUUAAAAUGUGGGGGGUCAAGAGAGCUUGACAGAGUGGGUGGUAUACCAAUGACAAUCCGUCAGAGACUUUCUAGCGCUGUCAGUGCAGCAGGCCAAGAGCAAUGUAUUCUGGACUCUUGCAGCAUCAGCCCCAGCUGCCAAGAGCCGCGAGUGAUCAUCGUGGGCGCUGGCAUGGCUGGGCUAUCAGCUGCUCACCGCCUCACACAGUGUGGAGUUAGGAACUUUGUUGUCCUUGAAGCUAAAGAAAGACCUGGAGGUAGAAUCCAUUCAUGUUGGCUGGGCGAUGCAGUUAUUGAGAUGGGUGCAGAAUGGAUAUACGGUGCUUGCUUGCCCAAUACCGUAUACACACUAGCAUCUCAAGACCGACUGUUGCAAACACCACUAGCACGGUUAGAUGCAUCACGUGGUUUGUUCUGCACCAGCGAAGGCAGAGCCGUCGAUCUGCCAGUCACAAUAACAGCAUACCACACGUUUCGGCAAAUAGAACAGCAAGCUGCUAAUUUAUUUAGACUUGGCGGUGAAAGGCAACAUGGUACGUUGUUGAAUUUUGUGGGUCUUCGUAUACAACAAGAACUUUAUAACUUCCCUGAGGAUCAGAGGUACGAUGCAGCAAGAGUAAUGUUCGGAUUGACUAAUAUCUUAAGAAACAGAUGUGGCGAUGAUUUAUCACUCGUUAGCGCAGAUCAGUAUGGAAGCUAUAUAGAACUUCCAGGUGGAAACGUCAGAGUACCCCUCGGUUAUGUGGGUGUGAUGGCACCUUUGCUCAGGGGGCUUCCAGAUAAUAGCAUUAGAUACAAUAAACCGGUAAACGUCAUUCGAUGGGGUCGGGGUCAGGCAGGAGCUGGCCGAGUACUCGUAAAAUGUUGUGAUGGUGAAGAAUUAACAGCCGAUUAUGCUAUUGUUACGAUGUCUCUUGGCUGUUUAAAAUGUCAAGCCGACAAACUGUUUGCACCACCGCUGCCAGUUUGUAAGUUAGACGCUAUUUGCAACUUAGGGUUUGGUCUAAGCGAUAAAGUAUUUCUUGAAUACGCUGAGCCCUUCUGGGUAUGCCAUGAAGGAAGUUUAAAAAUGGCCUGGUCAGCCGAAGAACUUCAUUGUAGAUGCGACUGGCUUAGAGGCGUAUGUUCUGUAGAUGAAAUGCCAGGCAGUAAACAUGUGCUUUGUGCUUGGAUUUCGGGUCAAGAGGCUGCCGUAAUGGAAUCGAUGGCCGAUAAUGAUGUUGCAGAAGGAUUAACACAGUUGCUACGCAGAUUUACCGGCAAUCCUUGUCUGCCUUAUCCACAAAUGAUGUUGCGUUCGCGCUGGGCAUCGGAUCCACAUUUCUGUGGGGCUUACUCAUAUAUGAGUUGCUGUUCAACUGUAAGCCAUCAGUGCGAGCUGGGCACACCUGUCCCAGGGCCUUGUGAUCCACAACCUCCAAUUAUUCUCUUUGCGGGUGAAGCUACUGUACCUGGAUAUUUUGCUACUGUACAUGGAGCCCGAUUGAGUGGAAUACGGGAAGCUGAGAGGAUUAUUCAGCUAACCAAAAAAUUUGAGGGUCCUCCGCGUUAAGUGUCAAUUAACCCUGUUUGUAUUUUGUUUAAUUUACUUACUACACCUGUAACUGUUAAAUUUUUUGAUGAAUAUAAAUAUUUUAACUA